GUAUUGCCAAAUAAAUACCAUAAAUACCUAAAUGGCACAUCAGAAAUAAUAACAUAACAAAUAAGUUCAAAUUUGGAGGCCAAAUUGCAUCUGGACCUCGACUACCGUUAGGACCCUGAGGGGAAGCAGCAUUCCCUCCCUCGUUGAAUUGGAUGACAGGACUGGGAUGGCCUCUCGUCUACAGUGUUAGUGUUGAACGGUUCGUCCGUCAGAGAAAGGAUGUGAGAAGAGGAGGCUUGCGGUUUCUGUAGCAAGCAUGCGGCUUUGUUAGAUUCUGUGGAUUUUGGACACCGGCUUUACAUGCAAUGUAUUUGUGCUAAAUAGAAUUCGUUUUUCCCCUUUGUUUUCUACCGGAUACAUUCUUAUAGCUUGGAAUCGAGUGUUUUCCUGUGCGGCUCCGUUCAUUGGUAAACUAGCGGUUGCAUCAGUCGACUGUCAAUCAAUUCUGGGCUCUUUGCACCUGGUAUUCAUUUAAAUUUGCCGGUGAAUGUUUGUGGACAUUGAGUUUUGGAGCAAUCCUUUUCGUUUAGCCUUUGGUAUUUCAAUAACCGAGAGUUUAUUGUGCAGCCUUAUUAUUAACAGGUAAGAUUGUAACCGUAACUCAGGCUACUGUACCCCUAGUUAUAUUAAUAGCGGACUGUAUCCCCGGAAAAUGACAACAUUCUAUCUUGACGGCGCAAGGAGGAACUAGCCUACACGUGCAAAGCGUUGUUUGACAGCUGUCUUUGGUAACGCGUUGGACAAUAGGGCUUGCCUGGAGGAGCCACCUGCUAUUGUUUUCUCCUGUGGAUAGAUCAAAACAUAAACAGAUCGAACAUGUCGCUCAGCAGAAGUAUUGAAUGGGAACACUUUGAGGAACGGGACAAAACGCACCGUUCAUCACGGGCUAACGGCUCCGGAUCCCAGUCAGGCUCCAGAGGCAACGGUCUCGUGCCCAGCCCGGCGCACAGCGCGCACUGUAGCUUUUACCGAACGCGCACGCUCCAGUCGCUCACCUCGGAGAAGAAAGCCAAAAAAGUGCGGUUCUACCGAAAUGGGGACAAAUACUUCAAGGGUUUGGUGUAUGCCGUGUCCAACGACCGUUUUAGGUCCUUAGACGCCCUGCUUAUGGAGCUUACCCGGUCUCUCUCGGACAACGUCAACCUGCCUCAAGGUGUCCGGAGCAUCUACCCUGUGGACGGCAGCAAGAAGAUCAGCAGCCUGGACGAGUUAGUGGAGGGUGAGAGCUACGUGUGUGCCUCCAACGAGCCCUACCGCCGAGUGGACUACACCAAGAACGUUAACCCUAACUGGUCAGUGGGCAUCAAGGCCGGCCAGUCCCGCUCCCUGUCCUCCCUCAGCACCCUGGUAAAGGGCGAGCUGCAGCGUAGCGAGGCCAGCCUCGGCACCAGAGACUUCAUCAAGCCCAAGCUGGUGACGGUCAUCCGCAGCGGGGUCAAGCCCAGGAAGGCUGUGAGGAUCCUGCUGAAUAAGAAGACGGCCCACUCCUUCGAACAGGUGCUGACCGACAUCACGGACGCCAUCAAGCUGGACUCCGGGGCGGUCAAACGGCUCUACACACUGGAGGGAAAACAGAUCACCUGUCUCCAGGACUUCUUCGGCGAGGAUGACGUGUUCAUCGCGUGCGGCCCAGAGAAGUACCGCUACGCCCAGGAUGACUUCCUGUUGGAUCACAGUGGUAAGGCUUCUGUAGCCUUUGUGACUGAAUGCCGGGUGCUCAAGUCCUCAUACUCUGCUCGCUCGCCCACUCCAACGAGGGCUGCUGGGAGCAAGAGCCCUGGACUCUCACGCCGUAUCAAGUCCCCUGGCAUAGUAAGAAGACCAAUCCAUUACUCCACCAGUAGUCAGUCUCCUGUUAAAUCCCCAGUCAAUGGUGUCCCCAGCAGUACGAUCUCCACCCCCAAGUCCACCAAAUCCAACAGCUCCUCCCCCACCAGCCCCCGCAGUAUACACAGCUUCAAGGUUCCGCCACAUCACACAUCUGCCACCAAUGUGAACGGGUCUUCACACAGUCUGGAGCUGGCCAAUAACAUGAGUCCUGAGGUUAACGGCAACAGCUGUAGCUCUAUCACAACCGUCCUGGAUAAGUACAAGGUCGGCAAGGUCAUAGGAGACGGAAACUUUGCAGUGGUGAAAGACUGUGUAGAACGGUCCACUGGGAAGGAGUAUGCACUAAAGAUCAUUGACAAGGCCAAGUGCAGUGGAAAGGAGCACCUGAUAGAGAAUGAGGUGGCAGUGCUGAGGAGAGUCAAACACCCCAACAUUAUCCAGCUGAUAGACGAGGUGGACACACCCACUGAACUCUACCUGGUGAUGGAGCUGGUCAAGGGUGGCGACCUGUUUGAUGCCAUCACAUCCUCCACUAAGUACACAGAGAGAGAUGCCAGUGUCAUGGUGUUUAACCUAGCUGGAGCCCUGAAGUACCUCCACAGUAUGAACAUAGUACACAGAGACAUCAAGCCUGAGAACCUGCUGGUGUGUGAGUACCUUGACGGCACUAAGUCUCUGAAGCUGGGGGACUUUGGUCUGGCCACUGUGGUUGAGGGGCCCCUGCACACCGUGUGUGGAACCCCCACCUACGUGGCCCCUGAGAUCAUCGCUGAGGCUGGUUAUGGUCUGAAGGUGGAUAUCUGGGCAACUGGGGUCAUCACUUACAUCCUGCUGUGUGGCUUCCCUCCCUUCCGCAGUGAGGACAACCUUCAAGAGGACCUGUUUGACCAGAUCCUGGUGGGACGACUGGACUUCCCUGCUCCCUACUGGGACAACGUCACUGACUCAGCCAAGGAGCUGAUUGGGCGGAUGCUGCAGGUGAACGUGGAGGCUCGCUACACGGCACAGGACAUCCUCUCUCAUCCCUGGGUCACGGAUGACAACAUGGAGAACAACAUGAAGAUGGAGGUGUCAGGUAAACUGAGGACACACUUCAACACAGCACCAAAGCCCGGCACAACCACAGCAGGAGUGUCAGUCAUCAUGAACACAGCUCUAGAUAAGAAGAGGAUCCAGCUGACUCGUCGCAGCCAGAGGCCCACAGCACCACCUCUGCCCCCAACACCGCCUGGGAAGAAAGUAGUCCCUCCUGCAGCCAUGCCAGUCAUGCAAGCCUCACCAGUCUCACCCAACUCCAAGCUGCCAGUACCCACCAAGUCUGCCCUGCCAGAGGAGGAACCCAAGAGUCCUCAAACUGAUGUGCCUGUCCCUGUAUCCCCUCCCAUCUCUCCUUCAACACCUACCAGACCUGGUACCUCUCCCUCUGUCCCUGUCUCUCCUUCCUCUCCUACCAAGCCUAACAUCUCUAUCUAUCCUACCUCCCCUACCAGGCCCAACAACUCUCCCGCUCCUUCCUCUCCUACUAAACCUGUUAUCUCUCCCUCUCCUUCCUCACCUACCAAACCUGUUAUCUCUCCCUCUUCACCUACCAAACCUGUUAUCUCUCCCUCUCCUUCCUCUCCCUCUUCACCUACCAAACCUGUUAUCUCUCCCUCUCCUUCCUCUCCCUCUUCACCUACCAAACCUGUUAUCUCUCCCUCUUCACCUACCAAACCUGUUAUCUCUCCUUCCUCUUCCUCUUCACUUAACAAACGCAAAGCCUCCCCCUCUCCUCCUGCCCCUCUCUCGCCCUCCUCUCCUCCCUCUCUUUUUACCUCCCCCUCUCCUCCUGCCCCUCUCUCUCCCUCUCCUCCCUCUCUUUUUACCUGCCCCUCUCCCUCCGACCCUCUGUCUCCCUCUGCCUUUCCCAGCCCUCCCUCACCCCUGACCUGCACCUCUCCCUCCUCUCCCACCCCUCCAUCACCUGUUACCUGCUCCUCCCCAACCGUGCCCCCACCCCUGGUGGGCCUUGACGUUGAAGCUGCUGCUACUGCCAGAGAGCUGUGAGAAAGAAUGAUGGAUGAGAAGACUGGCUGCUGGACCAUGGUCUAAUUUGUACCUUUCCAGCCCCCUUACCUCCACCCGCCGUAUCCCCGGACCUAUGAUUCGCAUGUAGGGGGCUAGAUACAGAUAGAACCUCCACCUCCAUCCCCAGUAACAGUAUAACAGCUAAUAUCCACUGCUGUAUCGUUCCUAGGCUCCCAAGCAACAAAUGGCAACAACAACAAAAAGAAGCAAAAUGGCUCCUACAACCUACAGUACAAUCUCUGUAGAGAACCCAUCAUAUCCACGCUCCAAGAGGGAAGUUGAGGGGUUUUGUACAUUUUGGUUGAUUUGUAUAUACGGUAUGUGUGUAUUUAUAUAUGAGCGAUAUGGAGAAAACAGAGCGAGGCCUGGCUAGUUAGGGUCUGUGUGGUUUCAGAUGGGUUUUCUGGAAUGACUUCUGAUAAUGUUUUAUUGUCUGUGGUUGGUUGGUAGGCACGCACACAUGUUGAUUAUGGGUAGAAGUGUAUUAUUUGGCGUGCUUGCCGUCUGUUGUAAGAUAAACUACUACUGUAGAUGUAUAUAGUAUUGUAUGACAGACACGAGGCAUCCGAAUGAAAGUUGAAGGUUUGAGUUUGUUUUCUUCUCUUGCCUGUAAGCCUGUUUAUCAUUGGUCCGCUAUGGAGCCUGUAGUGUUUAACUGCUGAACACCAAAAGAGAGACGCAACAGAGUAGAAGAUGAACGUGUCAAUGAGGAGAGGUGUGCCUGUGAAAAUAGCUGCCAGAUCAGGGGUGUGUUCAGGGCGGCAGGUAGCCUAGCGUUUUAAGAGCGUUUGGCCAGUAACCGAAAGGUCACUGGUUCGAAUCCCCGAGCCAACUAGGUGAAAAAUCUGUCAAUGUGCCCUUGAGCAAGGCACUUAACCCUAAUUGCUCCUGUAAGUCGCUCUGGAUAAGAGCAUCUGCUAAAUGACUAAAAUGUAAAUGUUCACCAGGCACAAAAUGGAAGAAAACAGACAAACAGGAAGGGACUUCUUGGACAUGUCCUGUAAGAAACGCUCAUUUUCGCACUCCGUUGCAAAACGUUUUUCAUUGUGUGCCCUAAUGAACCUGACCCAGUAGUUAGAGAUUCCUUUUCUGAAACCAGCUGUCAGGAAACACUGGUAGCUCUAUCCCCUCAUAUACUAAUUUAUCAGUCCAGAUUUACCUGAUACUAAUGUGAGGCUGUUCCACUUUGCUGUUGUCUGUAAUGGUAAUGUACUUGUUUUAAAGUCCAUGGUUAAGUCCCAAAUCGCACCCUAUUCCCUAUAUAGUGCACUACUUUUGAGCAGGGCCCCUAGGUUAUUGGCCAAAAGUAGUGCACUAUGUAGGUGUAUAGGGUACCAUUUGGGAUGCAUCCCAUAUCUCCUUACCUAGCCUACUGCAGUUGGUUAGGGUUUAACCCUUCGGAUAUUGAUAUUGGCUCCGAUGCACAGCACUACUACUCCAAGGGGCUUUAGUUGCAUGUCAUGUUCCUCCCUCUGCCUCCCCACAAAACAGGUCUCUCUCUCUCUCUCUCUCACACACACAAACGUUAAGCUGAUACUAUUGUACGUAUAGUAGCUGUUCUGUUGUGUAAUGUUUAGUCUAACUACACUGUCAUCAUAAUGCUUUUUUAUUGCAGUUUUAGUCUGGAUACGUGUAUGAAAAUGAAAUUUCAAACAGGAAAAACACUCUUGUCAGCUUUGGCCAGCAGUUUUAGUUUGUGCAGACAUUUAGCCACUGACUCCUUUAUCAUUUUGUAUUAGGAGCACAUCGGAGAACUUCAAACGCAAUAAAAAAUAUUCAAAUCA
Messenger RNA from Salmo salar (Atlantic salmon), 5681 nucleotides. Its product is annotated as serine/threonine-protein kinase DCLK2. The record is from RefSeq and is a predicted model, not a curated record. NCBI's taxonomy places the organism in Eukaryota, Metazoa, Chordata, Actinopteri, Salmoniformes, Salmonidae. Gene Ontology annotation, molecular function: protein binding; protein kinase activity; ATP binding. Gene Ontology annotation, biological process: protein phosphorylation; intracellular signal transduction.